GUCUAUUUCUGGCCCCCGCACAACGGGAACCCGCACGACCUGCUGGACAUCAAGCAGAUGAGGGACCGCAGCAGCCGCCCGGUAGUCAAGAAAAUUAAGCCAGGCAUCUCGGUGGCGGCUGCAGCCCCGGAGCAAGCUACUCCUUACCUGCGCCCUCUGCUGCAGUUCGCGGCAGCCCACGUCCCCGCUCAGAAGCACAAGGAAACUCCGCUCUACGUCCUGUGCACGGCGGGCAUGCGGCUGCUGCCCGAGAGGCAGCAAGCUGCAAUCCUGGAGGACUUAGUGAGAAACGUGCCUCUGGAGUUUGAUUUCCUCUUCUCCAAAUCACAUGCAGAAGUGAUCUCAGGGAAACAGGAAGGUGUCUACGCAUGGAUUGGUAUCAACUUUGUCCUGGGCCGGUUUGAUCAUGAGGAGGAGGAGGACGCGAUGAUCACUGUGGCAGUGGGAGACCAAGGAGAGUCCCUGGUUCGGAAACGAACAGUGGGGAUCUUGGACAUGGGGGGGGCUUCCCUGCAGAUCGCCUACGAAGUGCCUGACUCUGGAGCCUCCUCCUCCCCACAGCAGGAGGAGGCUGCUAAGAGCUUGCUGGCAGAGUUCAACCUGGGCUGCGACGUGCAGCACGCUGGCCACAUGUACCGUGUCUACGUCAACACCUUCCUGGGCUUUGGGGGCAAUUUUGCCCGCCAGCGCUAUGAGGACCUUGUGCUGAACCAGACUUAUGUGCACAACCGCCUGCACAGCCAGCAGAUGGGGCUGAGCCCUGAGACGCCCUUCUUGGACCCCUGUCUGCCUGUGGGGUUGGAGGACACAGUGGCUAGGGGCAGCCAGACCCUGUACAGUGAAUUUUAUGGCUUCUCUGAAUUCUUCUACUGUACUGAGGAUGUGCUGCGCCUGGGCGGCCAGUACAGCGCCCCCACCUUCACCACUGCUGCCCAGGAGUACUGCAGCCAGCGAUGGGAGGUGCUAACCCAGCGCUUCCGUGGUGGCCUCUACUCAGCUCAUGCAGACCAGCACCGGCUGAAGUACCAGUGCUUCAAAUCGGCCUGGAUGUACCAAGUCCUUCACAAGGGCUUCCAGUUCCCCCUGGACUACCCCAGCCUGCGCACAGUCCAGCUGGUGUACGACCGGGAAGUGCAGUGGACACUAGGAGCCAUCCUGUACAAGACACGGUUUCUGCCACUCAGGGAUCUCCGGCAGGAGAGCAUCCGGCAAGCACACACCUCCUGGCUGCGCCUCUCUUUUGUCUACAAUCACUAUCUCUUCUUUGCCUGCAUCCUGGUGGUGGUGCUGGCAAUAGUCCUCUACCUCCUGCGGCUGCGCCGCAUCCACCGCCGGCAGCUGCGCUUGGCCCAGCUCACCACACUCUGGCUGGACAAGGUGGUGGUGGUGCCAGGCCAGGGAAAUGGGCCAUAA
Messenger RNA from Chaetura pelagica (chimney swift), 1413 nucleotides. It is a transcript of the gene ENTPD7, whose product is annotated as ectonucleoside triphosphate diphosphohydrolase 7. The transcript has 11 exons. Gene Ontology annotation, molecular function: nucleoside diphosphate phosphatase activity. Gene Ontology annotation, cellular component: membrane. The record is from RefSeq and is a predicted model, not a curated record. The annotation marks the transcript as partial. Lineage: Eukaryota; Metazoa; Chordata; Aves; Apodiformes; Apodidae. Gene Ontology annotation, biological process: nucleoside diphosphate catabolic process.